Molecule: messenger RNA, 297 nt
Organism: Prunus armeniaca (apricot)
Lineage: Eukaryota; Viridiplantae; Streptophyta; Magnoliopsida; Rosales; Rosaceae
Source: the annotation of a GenBank genome assembly
AUGUUUGAAUCAAAGCAAGCCCAUCUUCAGUUCCUUGUAUUUUUGUUUCUUCUCUACUGGCACCAAAUACCAAUUGGAGCCCAAGUUGUUGGUCAAGAAGUAGAGUUUGAUUAUAGGAAUGGGAAUGAGAAGGGACCAGAACACUGGGGAGAGCUUAAGAAAGAAUGGGCAGCAUGCAAGUAUGGAAAAUUGCAAUCGCCAAUAGAUUUAUCAGAUGGCCGUGCCACCAAAGUGAUCCCAAGUUUAGAGGAUCUUCAAAUGAGUUACAAGCCCUGCAAUGCAACCAUGAAAAUAUAG